AUGUUACGUCUUCGACCUACAAUUAACUUAUUUCGCAAAAUUCAAUGCGUAGUAAACUUGAGUGAUACUAAACAAGUAGAUACGACAUAUAUGGAAAUUCCUGUUUAUGAUAUUGAUAAACCGCAAUCACUUGAAGUCCGAAAGGCGAGACUACACUAUCAGUCACGCAAAAGGGGAAUGCUGGAAAAUGAUCUUUUAUUGAGCACUUUUGCAAAAAAGUAUUUGGAUGGAUUUACUGAACAGCAAACAAUGAUGUAUGACCGUCUUAUUAACUCUCCAAGCAAUGACUGGGAUAUAUUUUACUGGAUAGUACAGAAGCAACCAACCCCUAAGGAGUUUGAUAAUGAAAUUAUGGAUUUACUUAAAAAGCAUGCAAAAAAUGAUGAAAGAGUGUUAUUAGUGAAAUGGAUUUUCGAGAACCAGCACAAGUUGCAGACAGUACGAUGGUGUAGUUCCUCACUACGAUACAAGGAAUUGGAGGAAGCAACUACGCAGAGCCACCUCGAGCACGUGGCACCCCCCGCGGCUACAGCGCCCGACGUCAAGCCACGCCCACACAUUACGCCAGAAAUUUCGUUCAAGUACGACGAUUUACAAGUUUCACUGGCCGCGCCUUACCAGCUGCAAAGGAAGCCUGAUGCGUCCGACCUCGGUUUCGGGAAAUACUUCACAGAUCAUAUGCUGAAAAUACAAUAUCAAAAGGAGUUGGGCGGUUGGCAAAAGCCAGAAAUUACGCCUUUUGAACCGCUUACCAUCCACCCCGCGGCGAAAGCUCUCCACUAUGCAAUACAACUCUUUGAAGGUUUGAAAGCGUACAGAGGAGUCGAUGACAGAAUACGGUUGUUUCGACCAGAUCUAAAUAUGAAUAGAAUGAAUUUGGCCGCGCAGAGAUCGGGCCUGCCAAUGUUUGACGGUGAUGAAUUAAUAAAAUGUUUGAAAAGGUUAAUACAAAUAGACCAGGAAUGGGUACCCCAUUCGGAGACUUCCACUCUGUACAUAAGGCCAACUUUAAUCGGAACAGAGGCAACAUUCGGCAUAAUGGCGCCGGAAUCAGCGUUGCUGUUCGCAAUCCUGAGCCCCGUUAGCGCUUACUACAAGGCGAGCGGCGACGGCGCGGUUUCGAUAUACGCGGACCCCAACGUGGUUCGCGCUUUCCCUGGCGGCGUGGGCAAUCGGAAAGUCGGCUCCAACUACGGCCCAACGAUCGACGCGACCGCCCGAGCAGUGAGUAUGGGCCACCACCAAGUAUUAUGGUUAUUCGGGCCAAAUCACGAGCUCACAGAAGUUGGCGCGAUGAAUAUUUUUAUGGUGUACAUAAACGAACAUGGAGACAAACAACUGAGUACGCCGCCAUUAAACGGGCUAAUAUUGCCCGGUGUAACUCGGCAAUCUAUUAUCGAACUAGCCAGUCAAUGGGAAGAUCUAACCGUGAAGGAGGAGGUGAUCACCAUGGACCGAGUAAUAGAGCUGAACAAAUCAGGACGGCUGCUCGAGAUGUUUGGCUCGGGAACCGCGGUGAUCAUCAGCCCCAUAAGCAGAGUCAGCUUCGUCGACAAGGACAUACACAUUCCGACGAUGAAGCAGCCCCAGCCAGUGUUCCAAAGGAUCAAGGACACGCUCUUGGCGAUCCAGUACGGCCACAUAGAGCACCCGUAUGCAGUCGUCAUCUCA
Molecule: messenger RNA, 1671 nt
Organism: Iphiclides podalirius (scarce swallowtail)
Lineage: Eukaryota; Metazoa; Arthropoda; Insecta; Lepidoptera; Papilionidae
Source: the annotation of a GenBank genome assembly